Messenger RNA from Achroia grisella, 3622 nucleotides. RefSeq names its product myb-binding protein 1A (gene Mybbp1A). Gene Ontology annotation, biological process: regulation of DNA-templated transcription. Lineage: Eukaryota; Metazoa; Arthropoda; Insecta; Lepidoptera; Pyralidae. The record is from RefSeq and is a predicted model, not a curated record. Gene Ontology annotation, cellular component: nucleolus. The coding region runs from base 146 to 3547 and encodes 1133 amino acids. Gene Ontology annotation, molecular function: sequence-specific DNA binding; transcription factor binding; RNA binding. The transcript has 6 exons.
CAAUGACACUCUCUUGUCAAAACGAGCAUGGUCGGAAUUCAAUUGAACCGCACCGCUAAUAAUGUGUUUUUUCUUUUUUGAGAACUAUACAGAAAUGUAAAUUUAUGUCUUACCAUUUACGUGUUAAUUAUAAUAUACUAACAAAAUGGUAGAAGAAACAGAACCACUAAAACCACAGAAGAACCUCAGAGUGACUGCUUCUGUUCUGGAUGCGUUUGCUUUACUUGUAGCAACAAAAGAUGAAGAAAAAUUAAGUGGUGGUGCUAAAAUUAUAUCACAUCUUCAGGGUAGUGAGAAUGACAAAGAUAUUCAGUAUGUAAUGAAGCGAUUAGUAAGAAGUUUGGGAGCAAAUGUGGCAGAAUUGAGAACUGGUCAUUUUGCAACUUUAGUAACAAUCCUUAAUCAAUUUAACAAAAUAACAGUGUCAGACUUACUUGAACUAGUGAAGAAGGAACUUCAUGCUAAUAGUUCAUCUAAAAGUGAAGUUGGCAAUGUAGCUCUGGGACAAAUUUUGUUAUGUGGAGCAGUAUUCCGCUCUGGAUUAAUGUUCAGGUCUUCUGAUGAUGAACAGAAGGAAAUACUGCAGUUAUUGUUAGGUGCCAGCAAGAAAAAAUCGUACCUUAGUACUGUGGCAUACUUCAUACUUCUUGAUUUUGUUAAUGGGAUAAACAAGGAACAGUUCUCAUCAAUCAUAUGGCAGAAUAUCAAGCAAGAAUUUAAGAAGACUGUGAAGGAACAUACUAUUGAUUCACUUUAUUUCUUGAUGAUGGUGAACAAUAAGUUUCCAGACAAGGUCAAAAUGAAGAAACUACUGGGAGUACCAGAUCUUCUAUGUGAAGAGAACAUUCACAUUAUAUGUGAGAAACUUAUGACUGGACUAGAUUUCAACUCAGUGAGACAUCCAAUUUAUGAAGUGAUUGGUUGCCACAUUGCAAAGUCACCCCACCUACAAGUUUUCUGGUCAUCUGGCAUAGAUAGUCAACUGGUGAAACAUAAUCGGAACAGAGAGUUAGCUGCACUCAAUAUACUUAGAACUAUUGUUGUCAAUAUAGAUGACAAUGUUGAAGCAAUACCAGAAUUAAUCAGUAAAAACUUUUUUAAAUUAUUUAUGGAUUGGUUUAAAGGUCUCCAAACAGCGAGUAAGAUAAGAAGCAAAAGAGAUGAUGAAGAUGACCAUAAAAUUAUGAUAAAAAAACAAAAAGAAUUUCUUAACUGUUUAGCUAAAGCAUUAAAAUCCAGUAAAGUUACAAAUAACAUAAGGCUUGAAACUCUUAAAAAACUCUUAUUUAGUCCUGGAGAGAUUAAUUUUACAGAAAUUACAGGAACAAAUAUAGUGAAAUCAAUAAUAGCUGAUUUAGAUAAGGAAAGUGUAAAGAUAAUAGCUAAAAUGUUCAAAGGAGUACUAUUAAAUAAAUCAAAAAGAUUUGUAAAGGAAGGUUUUGAAAGGAACUGGUAUAAUUAUGAAAGAGUAAAAGCAGCAGAAUUGUUGUCUUAUUUGGUGACCCAGGAGGCAGUAAAAGAUGACACUGAGUUUAAAUUAACAUACAUGAAAAUAAUGAUGUGUUUUGGAUUUUUCAAAAUUGGUGGUGAUGAAAAUGUUGCGGUUGGAUCUGAGAUAUCCGGAUCCAUUAAGACAUGUUUUUACCGCUGCUUCACAUCCCGAUUUUCGAAUGUCGAUAGUUUGGUUAGCGUUUUAUCUGCUCUUUCGAAUUUCAUAUCCAACAUUUUGCAAAAAGAGGAAAUCCGUACUAAACUUGAAAAACAAUUUCCAGCAGAAAGUGUAGAAUGUUGGGAAAUGCUUACACAUGUAUGUCAAAGUAUUGAACAAAAUGGAUCUAAUUUGAAAGUUGAUAAAGUUUUCCUUAUUUUGUUAUAUCAACUUGGUUUAUUUUUAUUUUCCGAACCAACUCAUGUUAAAGUAGCCAGGAGCUCCAUAAAAGAAUUGAAAAGUUGUUAUGAACAUUACAGAAAAGAUAGGAAAAAGAAGCCUAACAAUUCAAAAGAACAUUUGUCAGAGGAGCCAGAAUGGAUAGAAGUACUAGUAGAAGUGUUACUUUCUAUUCUUUCAGUUGAUUCUAGUGUUUUAAGGGCUGUGGUCCAAUGCGUAUUUAGACUUCUGUGGGAGUUUUUAACCCCCUCAGCAAUCGGCCAAAUAGUUUCUGUUUUAGAUCCUGAUAGUGAGACUGAUCUAUUAACACAGGAUAGUGGGUCAGAGGGUGAAGAAUCAGAUAAUACUUCGGAUGAAGAUGAAACAGAAAACAAUGAUGACAAUCCAAAAGAAAAUGGCAAAGACAGUGAGGACAGUGAUGUAGAAGAAGAAGAAGAUGAGGAAAUGAAAACUCCUGAUCAAUUAAGAUUAGCUGUACAAAAGGCAUUAGGUACUAUUGCUGCAGAAAGUGAUGCAGAAAGUUUAGAUGCUGAUAUGAUUGAUGAAGAAGAUGGUAGGAAACUUGAUGAAGCACUAGCAGAAGCUUUUAGUCAGUUUCAACAAGGAAAAGGCAGGAAAUCUAAAAAAGAUAGAAAAGAUAAGAAAGCUCUUUCUGACUUUCGGAUUAGAGUUCUUGAUCUUUUAGAUAUUUACUUGGAGAAAGAUCCAUCUAUGGACAUCUGUCUAGGUAUGAUUGCUCCGUUAAUUCGAUGUCUGGAGUUCUGUAUACAAGAUAAUCAGUUUAGUGAACUGGAGAACAGAGUGAGAAAAACUAUAAGAACUCUAACAAAAAUUAGAAAAUUUGUAUCAACUGAUGAUGUUACUCUAGAUGUUCUGUGUGAUUAUCUUAAAAGUACAAUAGAAAAAGGUGAAAGAUCACAUUUCUUGUACCAAGCUGUAGGAGACAUUAUUACUUAUUUCUCAACAUUCAUAAUUCAUUGUUCUCAAAAAAUAAACAAUGAAAAUUCAAAAUUAAUGAAUAAAUCAAAAAUAUAUACUUCACCUCUCACAGAAAUACUUAUAGAAGCUCUUCAAAACUACUUCCUUAAUAGAAAUUGUUUACUACCCAUCAUUUUCUUUCACAAUAUUCUUCAGUCAGAAUGGGAUGGCAAUUAUGAACUUGCGAUUGUAAUUGUAGACAACAUCUUCAACAGCAAUGUUAGGCAAUUUCGACGAAAUGAAGGAAUAGAGCUAAUUGCUGGCUUUUAUCGCACUUUGAAAAGAAAUAAACCAACAACAGACAACACCUUAAAUAUGUUGACUAAAUUGGAGAUGAAAUUUGAGAAUAAAUUGAAAGUGACUCUCCAAACAGAAACAGAUUUUCAAGUGAAACCUAACUUUUUCGUGUUAUUAAAAAAGUUAAUAAAUACAAUGAAAAUGUUCCAUGAAAGUUGUAAGAUUAAAUUGAGUAUAGACAUUAAAACAUUGUUAGAUAUUGUAUCAUCAAGUAAAGGAUCUGUUAAAAGUCAAGGUAAAACACAGAUGCAAGAAUCACAGGUCAAACAAAACAAUAAUAUUCAUCAGACAAAGAAAAAUAAAAAGAAACGUAAAGCUGCACAAAUAAAUGGUUGCAGUGAACCUCAGCCUAAAAAAGUAAGAAAACCUAACACAGUUUCAUGACAUGUAUCCUGAGGUGUCAAUGUUAUAUAUAGAAUAAUUAUUCCCAUUCAUAAUUAUUUUGUUUAAUAAAUAAUA